Molecule: messenger RNA, 1272 nt
Organism: Lactuca virosa
Lineage: Eukaryota; Viridiplantae; Streptophyta; Magnoliopsida; Asterales; Asteraceae
Source: the annotation of a GenBank genome assembly
CAAUCUACUGCGUCGUUAUCUUGCCCACUGUUUCUCUCAUCAGGUAUCUUCUACAAUCUUCUUGAUUUGCUUUCUUUCCUCUGAAACGAAUUGGUUGCCUUCACAUGCCACCAACAACUCUUUGCUUCUUUCUCUCCUUCCAAAACAUCUUCCCUCCGCUUGCUCCGAUGUUUCUUCUUCUUCUGAGAAUCAUCAACCUCCACCAACUCCUACCCUAAAGGGGUCGUCUUUUUCAAUGUUGAGAACGACAGCUUGGGAUACACACGCAAAUAGACGGUCCAAGAAGUUUAUUAGGCUUUAAUUUCGUUUAUGUGGGUUGGGCUGCCAUUGAUGAGCCUAACCGACAGGUAUUUGUUUCCACUCAGAUUCCUUGAACAAUCUGGAAAAGGUAGUGCAGAAGGUUGCUCCGAGUUCAUAAGUAAUGGGCAUGAAAUCCGGGAAGAAAGUGGGAAUGGUCACAACUAUUCUUGGGUCUCAUGGGGUUGGGCUAAUUACGCUUCAGGAAGCUUUCAAAGGGUCAGGGAAUUUAGUGAUCAAAGGAGAAGAAGAAGAUGUUGUCGCAGGAUGAUGAGAACAAAACAUUAUUGUAUAAUAUGGUCAUUAAGAAUUAUUCCCAGGCAUUUAUCAAAACUUGAAAUAUUGAAGCAUAAUGGAAAGGGAUCCAAAAGCAUAAUCCAUUACAAAGAGGCUGAAGGUUUUUUCUGGAUCAAUAUAAACAUCCAGGAAGCACAUUUAACAGAUCAUUUGAGUAAUGUUGAUUGUUGUUGGUUCACUGUUGCAAAAGGUGGUCAUCUCCUUGGCAACAGAUUAAUGGUUAUCAGAAGUGGAGAGUUCCAAGAACAAUAUAGUGUUGAGGAUGUUUGCUUUUUCGAAGUUGUUCACCUUCAAUUGAUUUCAACACGGAAGAAAGAGAGAGGAAAAUCGAAGAAUUUGCAUCCUUAUAGAGUUACCAAGAGGUUGAUAGUUCAAACGUCGGUAUUAAAAAAUAAAUAAAUAUUAACUAAAAUGGAAGUAUUAAAAAAGUUGGAAACUAUGGUGGCGGGUGCUCAGAAUGUGAAUGGGGUUGCAGUCGGUGGACUUGAAGAGUAUUUCGGUAAUUCGAGGUUUUGUUCUCAGGUUACUAAUGGUUAUGGCAAUGGAAUGGAAUCACAAAAGAGCAUUUCAAUCUCUACAAUCAUGGAUUCCAUUCCGGUUUCAUGUAAAUACACUAUAAUAUUAUUAUUUUUUUGCUUCUCAUUCCCGCCUUCAUAUAUAUUGAUGCAAAUAUAGAGU